GCAUGAACGCCGAGACCUGCGUUUCAUACAGCGAUAUGACAUCCAUGGAUUCAUAUUAUAUCCCCUCUGCAGUGCAAGGUAGGGAUCUCCAGACGGAUCACUUUAGGACAUUCCCAGCCUCUGACACCAAAUACAGCCCUACUGCCUUCCUGCCCAACAAAGGUCAGGCUUACGGAGAAAAGUCCCGGAGCCCCUUCCAGCAGGAGUGCCAGUCAUUGGAUGCCGCCGCAGCUGGGCAAGGCACUUUCAGCAAAUACCACCUCUUCAUGCAGAGGUCUUCUUGCAAGACACCCCCCGAGGAGGACAAACUGCACCAGGACAGCGGACACAACGGAGCGCUCAUCUCCGGCUAUGGUAAAGACAGUUCCGGCCUGACAGACUCUGACUUGGCUCCGGACUCAGACCCUCCUGGAAUGGACACCAGCUACCUGUCUCCGAAGGAUCAGGGCGGGAAGCCGGCCUCCGAUCGGCCUCCAGGCACAGAGUUAAGCCCUAUGGACAAAGGAGAUGGGGCCGAAAGCAACAAGGGCAAGAAAAGGCGAAACCGCACUACCUUUACAAGCUACCAACUGGAAGAGCUGGAGAAGGUUUUCCAGAAGACGCACUAUCCUGAUGUUUACGCCCGGGAGCAGCUGGCACUGAGGACGGACCUGACUGAGGCCAGAGUGCAGGUGUGGUUUCAGAACCGAAGGGCGAAGUGGAGGAAAAGAGAGCGUUUUGGUCAGAUGCAGCAGGUCCGAACACAUUUCUCAACAGCUUACGAGCUUCCUCUUCUGACGCGCCCUGAGAACUAUGCACAGAUUCAGAACCCCUCUUGGAUCGGUGGCAGCAGCGCAGCAUCUCCCGUGCCGGGCUGUGUUGUGCCCUGCGACUCUGUGAACGCCUGUAUGACCCCCCACCCCCACUCUGCCAGCGGGAUGUCUGAUUUCCUGGGCAUGCAGAGUCCCGGAGGUCAUGUGGGACAGGGUCACAUGGGCAGCCUGUUUGGAGGGCAUCCUGGCAUGGCUUCAGGCAUCAACACGUACGAUCUGAACAUGGACCCUGACCGCAAGUCCUCCAGUAUCGCCGCUCUGCGCAUGAAGGCCAAAGAGCACAGUGCAGCCAUAUCCUGGGCCACAUGAUGUGUAUACCUGCUGGAUGGGGUGACCUAGUGGACCCUCAAGAGUCUAUUCAAUCCCAGCAUGGGGUGAGGGGACACUAUAAUCAAAAACUCAAAAGGCAACAGUGACUACCUUCAUAAAUGUUGCAAUACAAUAAUUAUUGAAGUACUUGGAUGGGUGGAUAUUACUCCUAGAGAGAACAUCAAGAGAUUUGGUCAUAUAAGUGGGGGGGGGUGCCAUGGCUGUGCAGGUGAGCUUGGUGGAGAGAUGCUCUACUGUAUAACAGGAGUGGCAAUGUAGUUCAGAUGCCGAACAUGUUAGAAAUAACAACUUCAAACAAAUCCAUGCACUUAUUUGCUAAAAUACAGGAGAGUGUGUCCAGGGCUUUCAGUGUCAGCGUAGUUCUCUGUUCAGGUGCUGUUUUAUUCUUAUCUUAUUAUUUAAAUGUUGAGUGUUAUUAUUGAUUUCUAUUGUUACUGUUUUUUUUGUGACAAAAAGUUCAGCAAGCAUCUCUGGAAGCUAAACUGAGAAUAUAAAAUAGUUGUUUUAUGUAAUUACAAGGCUUUUUUAUUAGCAGCAAAAGCACAUGCAGAAGUGUGUUACUUCAGUAACACUGAAGCUGUGGUAGUGCUCAUAUCAAGCAUGUCUGUCACAGCAUACGGCUUUUCAGAUACAAAGAAAACAUUUCAGUUGCUAAAAAAAGCUACAAGGGGCUCCCUCCACCCUCCAGCAUUUAAAAGUCAAACAGAUGAAAUGUGGUUUGUUUUAGUGUGAUCAGGGUGAGAGAUCCACCUGCCGCACUGACUCAGCCUGCUGAUGGCGGGGAGAGGAAGGGAUGGAGGAGGAAGUGGUGAGUGGGAGCAGGAGAGGGGCACAGCAGGCCUGCUGCUCUCAGGGCUGAAGAGCCUGGGAGCGCCAGCCUCCAAACAGAGCCGCUCUGUUUCAGGAGGACAGACUCCAAGUGGACAUGACUGUACCCCUUUGCAUUUAGUCUCAGGAGUUUAGAGGAGAGAAGUGCCUACUAGUCAGUCAUUCUGCCAGAAAUAACAGCGAAACCAGCAGCAGCCACCUUUGAAACAGAGGAGACUGGUGGAGAUACAGAGUGUGUUGACACUUUUAACAUUGAAAGGAUGUCAGUGUUUAACAGCCUUUUCUAGACUUUAACACGUCUGUGUUUGACUGUCAUGAUGGCACACACAUGGUAAAGCAGCUCUGCCGUAAGCGUUAAUGUAUUUCUUUCCCUUUUUCUGUCAUUAUAUCUGUCAAAUCAAAACAAGUCCUCCUUCUGAAACUAUGACAUCCACAUUUUCCACAAAAAAGCAUGUAUUUGUUCAACAUACUGCUAAACGAUUUAAGAUGACAGUAUUACAUUUUAGUGAGACAACAGUAAGACUCAAGGGGAUCAGGUAGCAUCCUGGUGUAGGUACACUGGCUGACUGCAUAAAGAUGUAUAAGUGAGCACUCUUCUUAAAGGCAACAUUGGCCGGACAGCUGGGGCUAACCAAAAACAUAUUUUAGAGUUCCCGAAGAAACAAAAACAGUCAUGAGAUAGUGUGCAAUUUUUUGGCGCUUUAUCUGAGCAGGAUCUCUUUUAGUAAACCACCAACGUGUCACCGUAAGGAAUCCUGGUUACAGCCAUUACUCCACGUUUACUCUAGGCUUAGAACAAUAUGUCUGUGUUUGUGUGUGUUCUCCGUGGGGAGAAAAGAGGGGGCGAAUCAGAGAUGAGCUCUGAGCGCACAUCAUACCCAUAUCCUCAAAUCAUGCAAAUAUUCAAAUAGUUGACCUUGCUUUCCCCCUGGUAACGGCCUGUUCUAGUGACAGAAAUAGCUGAUGAUGUAUGCCAAUGAGGUUAAGCUUGUUCUUCCUUUGUUAGCAAGGCCUGAUUUAGGCAGAACAAAGAGUUAUAAGCAAACCUGAUACUGUGUAGUGCCCCUUCAGGCUGUGCAACCAUCGCUAAUUCUCUAAACUGAACCACAUUCCCUGCCCUUCUGGGCAUGUAAGAGAAGUGGGUUCAGGCUCUAACCUGUCAUCAGAGCAGAUCACCCCAGAGUCCUCCAAAUUACAUCCAGUUCUACUCUCCGACCCAAAUCCAAGGCAUAUGCAUAAUCCUGUCUUUAGAGUACAUAUCUCUGACUUAAACUGAGAGGGUCUCCUUGCAAUUGUGGACAUGGGGGCCCCCUGUCUCUAGCUGUGGGGUUGGACGGAGGGCGAGCCGCGAGGGCGUCUGCUGUGUUCCGGUGUUCUGGGAAAAGGACAGUGCACACAGCUGCGCUCAGGGGGUAAAUGCAAAACAAACAUGCCUCACACAUGCUUCCCCCUCAGCUGUCAUGGCUCUGCUUUCAAAGACCCCCCUCCUCCUCAAUACACACUGCUCUGGCUCUCUCCCUUUGCUAACAGUCCACUGCCUCAAAGCUGCAGCCCCCGACUCGCAGGGUCCGAGGCACAGCCGCACGGCCAGCACAGGAAGGCUUUUUAAUUAACACUGAGCCAUGUGGAGGCUGUGGACUGCAGGAUUGUGUGUCAGGACAGACAGGCCCGUCUGUCUUCUGGUUUAAUGCAGACUGUUGCUCUGCAAAGUGCACAGACAUACUGGCAUUCAGUAGCUCAGGUUUACACAUACUCACUCUCUUCUGUGUAUUGAAAUGCAUUAUUUUUGGACUGAAACAUCUCCCACGAUGUCAUCCUCCACCAUGAACCUCAGACACCCUCAACCUACUGGUCCUGCAAACACACAGGGACAGUUAAUGCAAGAAUAUAAAACAGCCUCUCUCAGUCAUGAAUGCUGUAUAACUAAAUCCCUGAGUGAUGAAGUCAUCGUUCACUUUUUGUCAUUUUCUAAUACUACUGAAGUCAGACAAUCAGUAUAGGAGUAAAUAUUUUUAAAAUAUGCGUGCGGUUGUGUGCAUGUACAUUUUCGUGCAUGCAAAAUGGAUUGAAGUGUUGUAAGACUCUUGGAAAGGUUACUAAUUAGUUAUGUUUUAUUUUUGUGAGAGUUCAAUGCCUAUUUGAGUGUAUCACUUUUUUUAUUUUGGUGGUAAAAUUGUAUUUCCAGAGUUGUGUUUAAACAGUCUUUCGAUAUGUAUGAGUUUCAAAUGUGUUAUUUUUUUUCAAGUUCAUGCGGCUUUAAGCUGUCUUUUGAAAUAUGUGUAUGAAUUUACUCCUGCUUGUGUUGUGUUGUGUGUGAUUAA
Messenger RNA from Notothenia coriiceps (black rockcod), 4291 nucleotides. RefSeq names its product homeobox protein aristaless-like 4. Gene Ontology annotation, molecular function: RNA polymerase II transcription regulatory region sequence-specific DNA binding; DNA-binding transcription activator activity, RNA polymerase II-specific. Lineage: Eukaryota; Metazoa; Chordata; Actinopteri; Perciformes; Nototheniidae. Bases 3 to 1121 code for a protein of 372 amino acids. Gene Ontology annotation, biological process: regulation of transcription by RNA polymerase II. The transcript is spliced from 4 exons. The record is from RefSeq and is a predicted model, not a curated record.